Hippocampus zosterae (dwarf seahorse) is the source of this 502-nucleotide messenger RNA. RefSeq names its product mitochondrial contact site and cristae organizing system subunit 10 (gene micos10). Gene Ontology annotation, cellular component: mitochondrion; MICOS complex; mitochondrial inner membrane. Bases 94 to 315 code for a protein of 73 amino acids. The transcript has 4 exons. The record is from RefSeq and is a predicted model, not a curated record. Lineage: Eukaryota; Metazoa; Chordata; Actinopteri; Syngnathiformes; Syngnathidae.
UUCCUCCGAGCUUUUAUUGAUAACAAUCGUACAUGAAAGCAGCACGAGUCAGCCUUUUGACACUUGGAGGCUGCUUCAAGCUAAGAGCUCAGCAUGUCUGAGAAAGAGUUGGGACAGAAGUGGGACCGAUGCCUUGCGGAUGGCGUCAUUAAGCUUGGCACAGGUCUGGGCUUGGGAAUUGUGUUCUCUGUCGUCUUCUUCAAACGGCGCACAUGGCCUAUUACGCUUGGCUCAGGGAUGGGCCUUGGCAUGGCAUACGCCAACUGUCAGACUGACCUGAGGUUACAUUAUUUGUUGCCUAAAAAGGACCAGUAGUCUCAAGUCACCAAAGGAUUGUUUUUUUUAACAUCUUUUGUUUUCCUUCUGUGGGAGUCACCAUUGGCAACGUCUUCCCAUUAUAGACACACAUGUCUGCUCGUUGGAAGACCCUCUUCGAGUGUGGCUCUUUGUAUGCUUGAUCAGGACCGUCUGUGUUUAUGUAUUAAAAUCAGUAUGAAAACCA